Messenger RNA from Penicillium bovifimosum, 2265 nucleotides. RefSeq names its product exosome nuclease subunit RRP6. NCBI's taxonomy places the organism in Eukaryota, Fungi, Ascomycota, Eurotiomycetes, Eurotiales, Aspergillaceae. The transcript has a single exon. Gene Ontology annotation, cellular component: nuclear exosome (RNase complex); nucleolus. Gene Ontology annotation, biological process: TRAMP-dependent tRNA surveillance pathway; nuclear polyadenylation-dependent CUT catabolic process; exonucleolytic trimming to generate mature 3'-end of 5.8S rRNA from tricistronic rRNA transcript (SSU-rRNA, 5.8S rRNA, LSU-rRNA). The record is from RefSeq and is a predicted model, not a curated record. Bases 1 to 2265 code for a protein of 754 amino acids. Gene Ontology annotation, molecular function: nucleic acid binding; nucleotide binding; 3'-5'-RNA exonuclease activity.
AUGGACUCUGCAGAAUUCAGCCCGUUUCAGGAUAAAUUAACCUCCGCCCUGGUGCAGGUUUCACGGACCGUCGGACAGCUCUCAGCGGAAGACCUCAGUUUCCAUCACACCUCCACCAACGGCUUUUCCGAACAGCUAGACGUACAGACCAAGCGCAUUAUCGCACUGACGAACGCUGUUAUCAAAGCUGCCACCGCUGACACUGAUGUCAAGGGUCCGACACUUCAGGAUGAGGACUCAAUUGAGGAUAAUUGGCGCGGCGUGGUGGAUGUGAUUGAUUCGCUGUUGGAAAAGGCCGAUGCCUGUUUGGACGAGUUCACGGGAGUGAUCAAAAAGCUCAGCCCCUCACAAGAAGAGCAGGCGCCGCCCCCCGUGAAGAAGACGCCUAACUUCCCGACUAUCUACGACUACGGGCCGUCCAAAAUUCCUAAGCCGCAAUUGCUGUUCGAGCGCAAAGUUGAUAACACCGAUCUGGGUCCGUUUAAGCCCCUUUUGAGGUCUAAGCCCCAUGCGAUUGUGCCGUUGGAGAAGUGCUUGAAGACAAAGAAGCUGGACGGUGGAAUUGGCUAUCCUCACCCCUACGAGACGGAGAUUCUUGCUUCAGAGUACCCGCAGUCGGUUUACCAGGUCUCCCCUCCGGUGGAGUAUUUGCCUUUCGAGAGCACCACGGCUACUUUUGUGGAUACUGUGGAGGGGGUCAAGGAAAUGCUUGAGGAGCUCAAGCAGGCGAAGGAAAUUGCUAUUGAUUUGGAACAUCAUGACGUGCACUCUUACCAUGGUCUUGUCUCUUUGAUGCAAAUCAGUACCCGGGAAAAAGAUUGGGUGGUGGAUACUUUGCAACCCUGGAGAGAGGAUUUGCAAAUGCUGAACGAGGUUUUUGCUGAUCCGAAGAUCUUGAAGGUCCUGCACGGCGCUACGAUGGAUAUCAUCUGGCUGCAACGUGAUUUGGGCCUGUAUGUAGUCGGAAUGUUUGAUACGUUCCACGCUGCAUCUGCGCUUGGGUUCCCAAAGCGAAGCUUGAAAUUCUUGCUUAGCAAGUUCGUCAACUUCGAAGCUGAUAAACGGUAUCAGACGGCAGAUUGGCGAGCUCGCCCCCUUCCGCAAGCCAUGUUCGACUACGCACGGUCGGAUACGCAUUACCUUCUCUACAUUUAUGACCGCCUACGAAACGACCUCAUCGACAGUUCGUCCGAAGAGGCGAGCCAUAUUGAUUACGUCAAUGAGCGAUCCAAGCAUGAAGCUCUGCAACGCUAUGAACGCCCUGUUUACGAUGCUGUCAAUGGAUACGGCCCUGGAGGCUGGUAUGAUCAGUUGUGGCGCAAUGCGAGCAAUCUCUCCAAGGAGCAAUUUUCUGUCUUCAAGGCUGUUCACCAAUGGCGCGAUGAAGUAGCGCGCGCUGAGGACGAGGGAUGGCAAUGUGUCUUCCCCAAGCACAUGCUCUUCAAGAUUGCUACUGUCAUGCCGUGUGAGAUGGGAACUCUUUUCCGAACCCUAUCACCCAUGACCCCCAUCACCAAGGAACGGUCACACGACCUUUUGGAUGUUAUCAAGAAAGCCAAGCUUGCCGGUAUUGAUGGUCCAGAAUGGCGCGAUGUUGCACCUCCGAAACACAUUGCAAAGGCUGUAGAGACCGCCAAAACGGAAGCUGCACCUGCCGAUUUCCCCAUUGCUGAACGCUUAGAAACGUCUCAAUUCUGGGGUAACGUUCUGGAAGCCAAUGACACAUCCAUUCCUGCAGAAUAUGCGCUUGCCGCCACUGUCGAAGCCUUGCGCCUCUCACUCCCCAUGCCACCCAUGCCGAAGACCGUCUCAGAGACCCGGGAACAUGUCCGUACGGCGACGGAACCUGCUCCCGCUCCCACUCCCACUUCCGCUCCCCAGGAGCCAGAGGAGAAGAAGUAUUUCACCGUCAAGGACCUCGGCGGUCCUCGCAAACGCAAAGUCACCCCAGUCAACAACCCGGCGCAAGCCCUCUCCACCCCCGCCGACCUCGAUGGCACACCCGACGACCCCUACGUCAAUCAAAAGAAAAGCAAAAAGUCUCGCAAACAGAAGAAAGCCAAGAAAUCGCAAUCCGAGCCCGAGGCUGAGGCGGCUUUCGACUACGCCGCCGCCGAUGCCGUUCUCAAUGCGCCGUCAGCUGCCCCUUCUACCCAGCCUCGCAAGAAGGCCUUCAACCCAUACACCAAAGCGAUGGAAGCCCCCUCCGGCGCGCGGAAGAUCAAGCGGGAAGUCCCCGGCAAGUCUCUUACGUUCCGUGAUUAG